Messenger RNA from Rhopilema esculentum, 7004 nucleotides. The record is from RefSeq and is a predicted model, not a curated record. NCBI's taxonomy places the organism in Eukaryota, Metazoa, Cnidaria, Scyphozoa, Rhizostomeae, Rhizostomatidae.
GUUUUCAUCUCUCGAAUACAAAUCACGCACGAAGUGACCAGACACCUUGUUAAUAUUCUGCUACUUUUCGACGAGAUAAACGUGGCCUGUGAUUGCAGAUAAAGAAAAUGGUUGGUUGUUCAGCUUAUAAUUGCACUGGUAAAGGAAAAUCGUUGUUCACAUUCCCCGAAAACCCUAUCAUACGUAGACAGUGGAUUAGAAAUACAAAAAGGGAAAACUUCAAUCCCGGUCCAAGAGCAGCGCUUUGUCAAGACCAUUUCAAGCAAACUUCCUUCGAGAGGAAUCCCGAGUUAAUGGAAUUAACAGGCAUUCGUUUUAAGUUAAAAUUGAAAGCGGAUGCUGUUCCAACGGAAUUCGACUUCUCGUCACCCAAAUUUAAGUGUAAUGUCAAAGGGAAAAGACCGUAUUUGGGGAGCAGGUUUGCGAGCAAAUUUCAGAAACAGCUGGAGCCAAGCCUUAGCCCAAGAAAAAGCCCUGUUACUGCUGCUGGCAAAAGCAAAGCGCUAAUGAAGAGAGCCCGUCAUGAGAUUGUGCAAAAGUUAUUGGCAGAGCAGGCACCUCCCUCUGAAGAAGACUCUACAGAACUUGCAAUGCCCUUGUUUAUAGACAUUGGCUGCAAUACAGACACCCAACUUCCAGUUAGUGUAUCAGUGCAAACAGAAAAAACAGAGACUGUAAACAGGUAUACCCAAACUGAACGGAAAAAAAAGUCUGUCCAUAAAGCCAUACAAACAGACAGCCAAAUGCAUCCUUUAUGUAUCCAUAGAGUACCAGAUCAGGCGAACGAAGUUUCACCACAAUUGAGCAGUGGUCUUGCUGAGUCCCAUGAGUUUUCUGAGGUAGAAUCUGAAACCAGCAGUGGAUCACAAAGUGAAAACUGGGAUCCUCAAGCAUCAUCUUUCUCAUCUGCCGAGUCUGAAUGUGAAAAGGAGAUUCCACCUCACUUUGAAAGAAAGUUCCUGGUAUUUGAGUCAUGUCUCCUGCAGCUUUUCGCAAUUUGCUCAGUUUGUCUUGGUCCCUGUAUUGAUAUCUCAACCUCCUUGGUGGGCUCAAUGGUACAAGUUGAAGCAUCAUGUCUGCAAGGUCAUGUAAGAAAAUGGAGAAGUCAGCCACUAAUUGGUGAUAUGCCACUUGGAAAUUUUGUCAUUGCUGCAAGUACAUUGUUGUCAGGGUGCUCCCCAGCAAAAAUAUUGCUACUUUUUCACAAUAUGCAAACACCAAGCUUCACAGAGAGGACUUAUCAUAGGAUCCAAAAACUGUAUUUGAUUCCCUCAAUUUUGGAACAUUGGAAGUCUGUUCAACAGCAACUUUUGAGAAGCAGUCAGGGUAUCAGAACACUGGGAGGUGAUGCCAGAAUGGAUUCUCCAGGUCAUACUGCCAAAUAUGGGAGCUAUUCAUUGAUGAAUCUGGAAUCAAACAAAAUAAUCAGUGUUAAUACGCUACAGAGCAAUGAAGUUGGUGGUUCAUAUCACAUGGAGCUGGAAGGUUUAAAACGUUGCUUGGAUGAAGUGAAAGCUGCAGGUAUUAACUUCUCGACACUUGUCACAGACAGACAUGCUGGAGUUAAAAAAUACAUGAGAGAAUGUCAUUCAGACAAGAAUCACCGCUUUGAUGUCUUCCAUGUUGCAAAAUCGAUUGCAAGAAAGGUAGAAGAAAUUGGCAAGAAGAGGACAACAGCUGUGGUAAAUGAAUGGGUGCCAUCAAUAAAAAAUCAUGUAUAUUGGUGUGCAUCAACUAGCAAAGAUAGUCCACAACUAAUCAAGGAAAAGUGGCUUUCUCUUUUCAACCACAUCAUUAAUAAGCACGAAGGACAUGAUGGACAACUUUUUAAAUGCUGUGAACAUGGGCCUAUGGAGCGUGAAUGGUUGAUAAAAGGAAAAGCUGCAUAUAAAGAAUUGAAAGACAAAUUGACCAAAACACAACUUCUUAAUGACAUAGCUAAGCUUUCACCUGUGGAACAGACAAGCCAUCUUGAAUCUUUCCAUAACAUUGUUCUCCACUUUGCCCCAAAGCAUACACAUUUUCACUUUCAGGCAAUGACAGCAAGGGUUCUUCUGGCAGCUAUUCAUUUCAAUGAAAAUACUGGCAGACAGCAAUUGGAAACAAAGGAUGGGGAGAAAAGAUGGCAAAUAUCAUAUAUAAAGUACAAACAAACUGGUGUGGUUAAACCAAUUAAGUCAAAAAGCACAUAUGAGUAUGCAAAGAUCAUUAUGGAGAAGGCAGUUGAAAGAAGAAAAGAGCUAAUGACAUAUGCACAAGCAGGUGAUUGUCAUGACUUGAUCAAAAGUCCAGAUCCUCUUUCUGCUGGCCAUAAAAAGGUAUCAAAGCCAGAGCUUGUGAGUCAGCAUAUCUCCCGUUUUUCAAAGACAUCUUGUGCAGGGCAUACAGAGGAACAAAACAACCAAGUUCAAAACAAAAAACCUCUACAUAGAAAAAGAAAAAAGGCAAAUAAUGCAAAUGCUAGAGAAGUAAAGAAAUUAAAAAUUUAGGGAUUUUUCGGUAAUGAUAUAGAAAUGUAUAUUAUCUAGAUGAUGUAGAAAUGUAUAUUCGGUAACAAGGGAACACAAUUAUUACUAUUUUCAUAUGAAAAAACCCUACAGGAAGAAAACUAUAUAUAUCCAAAUGGAAAUAUAAUGUAAUGUAUGUGGUCCAAGGCUAAUACACAUAUACUCAAAAUAUGCUGCUUUAUUUACCUGAUAUAAUCAGUGAUCAAUUCCAAAUAACUUGAACCCCGUAUAUGUUUCAGAUGGAAACUUGGCUCUAAUCUUUGCCACCGAACAAGAAGGAAUGACUUUCCUUACAUGCUUUCCUAGCCGCCGCCAAAUCCACCUGACAAACUGGCGAUAAGCUACAUGCCUAAAAAGUCUGGAAAGCAACAAAAAAAUAAGAUACUGGCAUAAAUCAAGAUCACAGUUUAAUAUGGAAAUGCUAGGAGGGGGCUUGGUCUAAAAGUUUUCAUAAAAACCCCUAGAAGAAAAUAUCUGCAAAAAUCACAAUCCAAAGAAAAAAAAUCUGCCAAACAUGCAUCAAAAAUUUUAAUGCGACUGGGUUCAUUGGAGACGCGAGUCAGCUUUUCAAAAAAGCAGGUCCAAAACUGAUCAUUCAGAUUGUUUUACUCAAUAUUGUUUCGCAAAGUUAUUAAAACACUUUCUCCAUAACGAAAAAAAUGAGAAAAUUUAAGACCCAGAAAUCAUUAAAACUUACUCAAAAGCGGGAGUAUCGUCGACAUAGCCUCCCACCUCACCCACAUACUGAUAAAUCGCAUCCUCUACGACAUGAUGAUCAAGGCAUAGUGACUUGAAGCCAUCGUGGUCUGUUAUGCAUGUAAGUCUUCCGGUUCGUUUUUUUACUUCGACUAUCUCCAAGCAGCAGACACUCUCCCUUCCUUUUCGCAUUGGCAAACAUUUGCCACACUGACACCUGAAUCAGUCAGGAAAGCAUGGGUUUACUGUUUCGGCAGGUAUUUACAUCAUCCUCAUCCUCCAUAUCCUCGGUGUUGUCACUUUGACUAGGCCCACAAGCUGCAUCUCUUUGUGACCGCGGUAGGGGCUCAAACAUAUAAGGGCGAAUCGUUGCCUGUUGUUGUAAAUCAGGAUAACUGAAUUCUGUAUCGGAGUCUGAAUCCAUUUUCAACGUAUCGAUCGAUCCUCUUUCGCAAAAUCAAGUCGAUCCAACCAAAGUCAGAAAAGGCUUCCAGUUCCAAGUGGCGCAAGUGUAUUCUGUGAUUCUAAUGUGGUGUUUGUGACGUCACGGAUUUGACAAAGCUCGGACGAACUCGCAGUUAAUCGGAAGGUUGUCGGUGAUGAACUUUAGCGCUCAAAAACUCGCAAACGGUGCUUAAUUUUCAAAAACUGAAAACGCCCUGAUUGUUUUGACCAGAUAGACUUUCAAUAGAGAUCAAGUUAAUUUUGCGUGUCAGUUCACCUUUAAAAAGACAUUCGAUAGCAAUUUUUCAGAGGCUAUAGCCCUCUGCCCACCACCCACUGCGCCCUGGAUUCCGGGUCUCUAUAGAUGCUUACCUCUCCCCUUUUAUCCACCCCGUUUUUAGAUUGUUAAUUUCUAGAUUCGUAUUCCUAGAGUAAACAUUCUUUUCUCUGUUGUAAGAUAUCUUGCCGCAUUUCUUUAUUGUUUUUUGAACUUCAAGGCUAGUAACUAAGAAGACAAGUUAAUGAAAAUUACCGAUAACCGAUCUGUCAUAUAGUGCUCAUACAUAUCACAAAUAUAUUGUUCUAUACGCCUAAAGACGUUUUCAGCUCUCCCUAGACGACAUCUAAACACUUUAUGGGAGACUAGUAAACAGUAAAUUUAGGUUGGAUACGUAAAAAAACUCCAUUUGACUUCUGCUAUCUCAAACCCUCAAACAGGGGUUUAGUUUAGGAGGAUCAUGGAAGCCAACCCCCCUUGUUUUCGCUGAAAAGUAGCCAAUUCCUACUUUUGCUAUUGAUCUUUGCAUUAGUUUACACAAGACCCCCCCCCCCCCCUCUUGUUACUUUAAGCACUACACAACUUACCAGGGGUACCCUAUCCUCCAUAAUUUAGUCUCAGAAAUAUAGUUAGAAACCUAACAGGCCGAAGCUCUCUACAAUACUUUACCCCCGGAUUUACGAAGCUCUGGUACCCUGGAUAUAAGCCCCAUGGCUCUUACAUCCCUGAUUAUUUCACCAAUCCCUUCCCCGAUGCCUUUCCCGCGAUCUGUUCAUGACUCAAUGGAAAAUAAGCAUAGGGUGAAACAUGUGCUUUAUGAACAGCCCACCUGUCAAUUGCUUCAUACAAUUGUGGCUGCAGGGGCCAAGCCAACCCCCGUCGUCUAACCUAUCCUAACAACUAGCGAAAUAUCCCUGUUAUUUGUAAAUGCCUUUAUUCUUAUUCUUUGCGUGUGUUGAUGAGAGCAAACAAGCUUACCUGCCAAAGCAAACCCGACACCGCAUACAUGCAACAGAAAACUGGCCUAAUUCGACGCCACCAAGGACAGAAAAAUAGUAAGUGGAAAUUACUGUGUUUUAUCAGCUCAUUUAUCUUUUUGCUACCGCUUUAACGCAUGCGGCAAAGAGGAUUCCAUGCGACGUAUGCGGCAAAGAGGAUUUCAUACAACGAUAACAAUUCAUCGCCAUGGAGCAGAUACUGCCAAAAGAUUUAAAGUUGAAAAUCCUCGGAUUUAUCGGAUCAACUCGCGAGGGAAGAAUGGCAGACAGAGUUACAACUUUGGUCAAGAAAUUUUACUCACAGCAGAAAGAAGGACACUCACUUGAAGUAUUAGAUCCCAAAGACCUGAACCUUCCUGUGCUAAAGCAAGCGUUGCAUUUCUACCGUGAUCCAAACCAAGCACCAAAGAUCCUGAGGGAUGUUAACAAGAAGAUCGAAGAGGCGGAUGCUUAUUUGUUAAUUACGUCAGAAUACAACCACGGCGUUCCUCCAGCUCUAAGCAACACGAUGAACCAUUUUCCACCAACGAGCUACUACUUCAAGCCCUCUGCGGUGAUAGGGUAUACGAUGGGUACAACUGGCGGUGUCUUUGGCAUUGCAGCACUUCAAACCUUCCUAAUUGAACUUGGCUGCCCACCUGUAAGCCACACAGUUGCUAUACCUAGGGUUAUGAUGGAAAUAACACCAGAGGGGGAAACGCAAAACACUCACAUUAUCAGCAGCCUAACAAAAUCAUACAAGCAACUGGAAUGGUAUGGCAGGGCUUUAAAAUACAUGAGAAUGGUGGAAGGUGCUCCGCAGGGGACAACUGCUAGAUACUAAAUAAAUAGCCAAUUUAUUUAGUACAAAUUUUGAGCUCUAGUGAACAAAUUUUUUUCUAUUUUAACAGCAUAUCUUUCAUGUACACAAAGUCUUAUUAGCUCUAUUGGAAAUUUUAGCCAAGAAAUCGUAUUCUAGCUUCUUACAGAAACAAUUUUUGUUUCAAAUGAGCCAUACUUACGAAUUGCUCUUGUACUUAAGCAAACUCUGGAAGUCGCCAGAUAGUCCAACCUCUUUACCAACGGUCAUAAGAACGAGGCGCAAAGAACAUGGACACAUUUGUCAUAAUCAAGUUUUGACGAACAAUUAUACAUAAUAGUUUAUGAAAAAUAGUUUCAAGGCAAGGGAAACGAGUCAAUUAAAUAGCUUUAUAACGGAUAAAGUUUUUACAAAACUUACCAAAAUGGUUAGAUAGUCUAGUAAUGGAGAAAAUUUCAACAGCGCUUAGCAAGAAGGUUUUUAAGCUAGACCUGCAAAAUAUUGUUUCAAGAUGAAUUUAUUUCUAAAAGAAUUCUAAUUAACCAUUACCAAUAAAGUUUAGUCUAUAAAGGCCUAUUUCCAAUGGAAGAGGAACAAUUUUUAUCGGCCGUCAACAUUUUUAGACUAAAGUAUGGCCUAGCCACUAUCUAUAAGCAAAAACGUAACCAAGAUCUCAAAAAUAAUUAUGAAAUAGCCUCAAAAUGAGUAUUUGAUGCCAUCAACGAUUCUAUUUUGAUCUUCUAUAUGUGCUGGUAAUGAAACAAGUGUCAGAACACAGUCCCGGCAAUUUGAUCACGAAUCCUAAGCAAUUUUCUCUUCUUAUUUAUAAAUAUUUUGUAGAAUAUCUGCUUAAAAGGUGCCAAAUCGAAAUCUUGUGAUAUGAAAGUUCUAGUAUGGCAGGGCUGCUGCUGGGGGGAGCAGGGGGUUUACUGCGCAAGGGCGGUGAGGUCUGGGGAGCCUUAUAAAGUAAUGAAUUCCAUUUUAAGAAUGGAGUUAAUAAAAUGUAACAAAAAGCAGUGCAUAUAAAUAAAGAAUGCAUCAAAUAACUGCAAGAAAAUAUUCUGAAAUGAAUUUCUAACUAAUCAAAACGGCGAGUUCUGCUCUCCUCGCCCGCAGGGGCCUCACCCUUUUUCACCCAAGGGUCUCUAAAGCAUCUCGGCGGCCCUGUAGUAUUGGAGAAGGUUCCUCCCUUUGAUAUAGCAAUGACAUAAUUAAUCAAUACAUUAAUAUUUUGUUAGAUAUUCUGCAUAAUUAACGUUAAGAUAAGAAUAUUUAGCUUUCAA